Fulvia fulva is the source of this 1002-nucleotide messenger RNA. RefSeq lists its product as uncharacterized. The record is from RefSeq and is a predicted model, not a curated record. Lineage: Eukaryota; Fungi; Ascomycota; Dothideomycetes; Mycosphaerellales; Mycosphaerellaceae. Bases 1 to 1002 code for a protein of 333 amino acids. The transcript has a single exon. Gene Ontology annotation, molecular function: dTDP-glucose 4,6-dehydratase activity.
AUGCACCAACCAGAUGUCCUCGUCACCGGCUCAGCAGGUCACCUAGGCCACGCUCUAAUGCUGGAAUUGCCAAGACGUGGCUACACACCCAUCGGGCUCGACAUCAAAGAGUCACACCAUACUACUCACAUAGGCUCCGUCUCCGAUAGACCACUCAUCGCCGCUAUCUUCGCGGAGCACCCAAGUCUCCGCCAUGUCCUACACACAGCGACCCUUCACAAGCCACACGUUGGCUCACAUCCCAAGGAUGCUUUCGUGGCGACCAAUAUUCAGGGUACUCUGGUUCUCCUGGAGGAAGCCAGCAAAUCGGGAAAGAUCGAAGCCUUCAUCUUCACCAGCACGACGUCCACUUUCGGGGCUGCAUUGGCACCUAAACCUGGUGAGCCGGCUGCUUGGAUUGAUGAGUCUGUGGUUCCCAUUCCGAAGAACAUUUGCGGCACUACGAAAGUGGCUGCGGAGGAUCUCUGCCAGCUGGUCCAUAACGAGACCAAGAUGCCGGUCCUCGUCCUCAAGACUUCGAGGUUCUUUCCUGAGCAGGACGACAACGAAGUUGCGAGACAGACUUAUAGCGAUGAUAAUCUGAAAGUGAACGAGCUGACGUAUCGAAGGGCGGAUAUAGCGGAUGUUGUGGAUGCUCAUAUUUGUGCAAUCCGUAAAGCAAAAGUGCUAGGAUGGGGAAAGUACAACAUCAGUGCCCCGCCUCCAUUUCAACGAACAACAGAGAUACUGCGAGAUUUGGAUGUCGAUGCUGCCGAGGUCAUCAAAACGACAUGUCCUAAGGAAGCUGAAAAUCUCGUAUCGAUUGGUUGGAGGCUGCCGGCUCGCAUUGACCGGGUCUACGACUCCAGCAAAGCGAUUGAAGAUCUUGACUGGAAGCCAGUAUACACUUUUGCCAGAGCUGUCGCACGAGUCAUCGACAAGCAAGAAUGGCGGAGUCCUCUCACGCUGGCUGUCGGCAAGCGCGGCUAUCAUGCUAUUCCCACCGACGUCUACACUUCUUGA